CCCUAGCUUCCGCGCCCAGACGCAUGCUCGCAUGCGCCGGCUCCUUCGAGUGUUGAACCCCGGCGUGCCUUGGCUUGUCGGCGUGUUUGCGCAUUCAGGCUGGGCUCUAGAAGCGAACACAGAACCAGAACCGAUGUGCUUGACGAAGUGAAGCGAGUCCUGUUUCCCGAUGACGACGAUGGUUCAAGCCGGCUCUCACGCUGCCGCCGCUGAGAUUGUGUGCUGCGAGGUGACCACCCGCCACAGCUCGGGCGCAGCCCGUGUCGGCGCCGCCGCCACGGAGCCCACAGCCGCAUGCAGCCCUGCACGCGCGGCUGCCUCCAGCAGCGCCGACCCCAUGUCGCCUGCGGCGGUGCGCUUCAUCAGCGACCGGGCCGUCGCCGCCGGCGCUGCGCCCUUCACGGCACCUGCCCGGCUCACGUCCACGCCUCCUCCGCCGGUGUCUGGUGCGGAGCUGGCGGCGGGGCUGCAGGCGGCCUUCCCCAUCCUGGGCGCGGCCUCGCUGGCGACUGGUGCCGGUGCCGUCAAGGUCCUGGUGGGCGGCCGCGUGGUGCACCGGGCCGGGUGGGUGGCGGGCGUCAGCACCGGGCUGCGCCAGCGCGAGGUGCAGCACGUGCCCUCUGCGUUCGUGGCGGAGCGGCACAGGCCCCUGGUCGCCCUGGCGCGCAAGAGCGUGACGGUGCGCUUCCCGCCUGCGGAGCUGCGUGCUGCGCUGUCGGACCCGAGCCCGGAGUGGUUCGCUGACAUGCUGCGGCCCUGCGUGCGUGAGGCGGUCGUGUGCGGCGAGGUGAUGCGCCGCUUCCGGUCCAGGCACGGCCAGGCGGCGCUGGAGCGCUGGUUCCCCGAGCAGUUUGGGUGGACCGUGGAGGUGGUGUCGGAAAAGGAGGCGGGCGUGAGCGGCUGCUUCCGCUUCGUCACGCACAGCGCGUGGCAGGCCAACGGCAACCUGGAGAGCUACAUGACCAACCUGUUCGCGGACCGCGACCCUGAGCGGUACGCCAAGACCGUCAAAGCACUCACACAGUGGGCCCACGUGUGUGAGCUGCUGAGCGCCGCCGGCAUCACGCACGGAGACAUGAAGCCGGGCAACCUGCUGGUGGACGAGGACGGCAACAUCAAGCUCACGGACCUGGACGGUGCGGCUCUGCUGCCUGCGCACAUCGUGAUGGACGCACAGGAGGACGCCGAGAUGGCCACGGCGGCGGGCAGCGGCGGGGCGGCGGCGGCCGUCGCGAGCGCCGCGAUGCGCGGGCUGGAGACGGCGGCUGUGUCCGAGUCUCCGUACACGAUGACGACGGCGUUUGCGCCGCCUGAGAUGUGGGUGGGCUGGGCGCGCUCUCGCAUGAGCUACCCGGACUCGCUGGAGCAGCUUCUGGCGCGUGCUGAGUCGCGCAGCUGGGCGGGCGCGCUGCAGCUACUUCAGCAGCUGGACGGCUGCGAGACGCGGCUUGAGCAGCUGCAGCUGCUGUCCGACCUGGGCGGCCGCGACUGGAUGUGCGCCGCCUCGCACACGUACCUGCUGGGCGCGGCCGUGUGCGACUGGUCCUGCGAGCAGCUGGGGCAGCUGGCGUGUGUGGUUGGUGGUGGCGGGCGGGCGCUGCAGUCGGACGUGGGCUUCCUGUCCGAGCUGCACGACGUGGCUGAGGGGCUCAUGGCGCUGCGGCCGUGCCAGCGGCCCAGCAUGCAGCAGCUGCGCACACGACUGGCGCGACUGGCAGAUGACUGGUGCUAAAGCAGCUGUCUAUGGCAGUCGGGCAAGGCAGUAGGGGUGGAGAGGGGGUUGGGGGACAGAGGGCAGGUAACGUCACGUGCGUGCCUCAAAGCAGCGGAGGCCUUACCUGGCUCGGGCAGGGCAAAAUGGGAAAUUGAAGACGUGGUUAUGGGUCCUGCAACGCCGCCGGGUACACACGUGCUUGUGGACAAUAAUGAACCAACGGUAUCCGCCAAGGUAUGCGGCACGCACGGGCAGGACGAAAGAGAGACGUGGGUGCAUGGAUGUGGUGCAACACCGCUGGUACACAUAUACUGCUGGCAGGGAUGGUGUGCACUGUGGACUUGUGAGCAAUAGCGGAGGUAUCCGCAUACAUACCGUAUGGGAGGGAUGCUAACUUGGCGGAUUGAUAACCCAAAUUUUGUGUGUGGGACACGGGUAUCUAAUGAGCUCAACAUAUACUGAAUGGUCUGUCUGAUUCAAACAGUGGUGUGCGUGGCGUCACGUGGGCAUUGGCGUAGCGCACGUUUCCCUUGAAUGGAAGAGCCACCUUACUUGUUCAUAUUGCUCGCGUGGAAUUGUGCUAUACGACGGUUUUGUUGCAUCCUGCAUGCUGCGUGCGAGGGUCCGAGAUGUCAACGGUUGUGGUGAUGCCCGAGGAGUGAGGGAAUAUAAAGCCCUGCAUUUGCUGUUGCCAUCCAGCGACUGGAAGGCGGUUGGCCACGCUUGGUAG
Chlamydomonas reinhardtii is the source of this 2444-nucleotide messenger RNA. RefSeq lists its product as uncharacterized. Gene Ontology annotation, biological process: protein phosphorylation. Bases 179 to 1732 code for a protein of 517 amino acids. The transcript has 5 exons. The record is from RefSeq and is a predicted model, not a curated record. NCBI's taxonomy places the organism in Eukaryota, Viridiplantae, Chlorophyta, Chlorophyceae, Chlamydomonadales, Chlamydomonadaceae. Gene Ontology annotation, molecular function: ATP binding; protein kinase activity.